AUGCAGCAAUUACACGGGGGCUCUCCUGCAGAGCAUCAACGCAGUUCAGGAGCCGAUGCGGUUGUGGUGGCGGCCGCUCCUCAAGCCAUAGCUCAGCCAAUGAGUCCCUCGAAGACUCGUCCCUCGAAGAUAGGUGUUUUGAGACGUCCAUCAAUGAAUCCACCAGAAGCUUUUGCCGAAGGUCAUCAUAUUGGACCUUCUUCCGGUGUAUCCUUUCUCUAUCACUCCUGGAACAAAGGUGAGAAAUCCGAAAGAGAUGCAGCAGCACUGCCCAGUGCUCCUCUGAUUUCUCAUGGCGACAUGCCCUUACCCAAGUUUCCUGAUCAGGGGCUCCCAUCCCGUGAGGAGGCUGAUUCGUUGCUGGAACUUUACUUUCGCUUUGGCACCCCGACUUAUCGUUUUCUUCAUUUGUCAACCGUGCAGGGCUGGGCAUUUCAUCUUCUGAAUGGUGACCCUCAGUUAAUGUCCGAGACUGCAUGCGUCUUACUAGCGUUUGCACAGUCCCUGCUGUACACCAAGGCCGGUGACCGCUAUGCAAGUGCAGAUGAUCGUGAUUUCCAGCGUAGUGCGUUCUAUUCCGAACGAGCCAAAUCUCUUCUCACCCAGGAGUCUGGCCCUGCUUCUUUAUCCAGCGUCCAGGCGAGGUUGGCUCUGUGCUUACACCUUCUCAGUACUUUUCGCAUCAACGAGUGUCGGUUCACCUUGAACAUGGCCUGUGCCAUUCUGACCUCGAUCGGACUUCACAGGAGAACUAGGAACGAGGCAAGCAUGGACCUUAUCACCAUAGAGUUAAGAAAACGAACGUUCUGGUGCGCUUAUGUUUUAGAUGGCUACUUGAGCGUCAUGCUUGGAUGUCCUCGAAUGCUUCGGGAUCAGGAUAUUGAUCAAGACUUCCCACGAAACAUCGAUGAUCAAGAUCUUCUGUCAGCCGAGUCUCCGGAAGAGCUUCCUCUGCAUGGCAACCUGGAAGCCUUCAUUGCCCACGCUGAACUAGCGAAGCUUAUGGGUCGCAACAGUGACUUAUUGUACCCAUUGCAGCCUCUGACCGAGGAUCAAGUGCUAGAAAGGACCUCAAAUAUGCUUGACUCCCUGCUUACCUGGAGAGAGAAACUACCGGAAUUUCUGAAACCACGUGAGAAAACUCUUAGUGGUCAACGCACCUUUGAAAGGCAAAAUACCGUUCUGAAAUUUGCAUUUUCUCACAUGCAGAUAUUGGUCACAAGGCGAAGUCUCCUAGCAGACUUCAGUAACCUUGGGGGGAGCGUACCUGCAAUCAGAGACGAACGGGCGCUGAGACAUAUUCAACAAUGUGCCGAUGCGAUCGACCGAAUACUUUCAACGGCUUGCGAUAUGAUUGAUAGGACUGUCUGGUACCAAGGGUUUUGGUUCACACCAUAUGUUGCACUGGUCGCGUUGUCGACUUUGUAUGUUUUCCUUAUUCAGAAAAGUCGAUCUUCCCUCCCAGCGACCAGUUUUCCGCAGGUGGAGAAUCUGCUCGAGAAGGCAAGACGGUGUCAGGAUUUCCUUACGGCACUCUCUCCGAAGGGAAGUCAAGCGCGUCGACAUUAUGAACUUCUUGAUCGCUUACGAUGCCGUGCGGAGAAGGAUGCUCUAAAAGCGAGGCUGGUUGCGCCACGAGUCAUACCCACAACGACCGGGGUGGCCAGUACACCUUCUGCACCUCAGGUAUCCUCCUCUGAAGUUCAACAUGUCCCUCCAGAUCACAAUGCUCGUCUGAAUGAUCACGCUGGGAUAAAAAUUCCACAAAUAUCGUCCGUUGGGAAUAUCGAAGAUGCCCAUAAUGUAGACUCUGUGGGGGUGACUACUCAGUUUACACCAUCUGAGGACGACUUUGUGUUCCAAAACCUCCUUAAGUGGGACUGGGAACAUCUUGAUACUGUAGGGUUUCCUGGAGACUGGGAGCCUUUCAAUCUACCAUCUUGA
This is a messenger RNA of Exophiala bonariae, 1944 nucleotides long. RefSeq lists its product as uncharacterized. The record is from RefSeq and is a predicted model, not a curated record. Gene Ontology annotation, biological process: positive regulation of transcription by RNA polymerase II; DNA-templated transcription. The coding region runs from base 1 to 1944 and encodes 647 amino acids. Gene Ontology annotation, molecular function: zinc ion binding; sequence-specific DNA binding. NCBI's taxonomy places the organism in Eukaryota, Fungi, Ascomycota, Eurotiomycetes, Chaetothyriales, Herpotrichiellaceae. The transcript is spliced from 3 exons. Gene Ontology annotation, cellular component: nucleus.